This is a messenger RNA of Trichomonas vaginalis G3, 1143 nucleotides long. RefSeq lists its product as uncharacterized. NCBI's taxonomy places the organism in Eukaryota, Parabasalia, Trichomonadida, Trichomonadidae. The record is from RefSeq and is a predicted model, not a curated record. Bases 1 to 1143 code for a protein of 380 amino acids. Gene Ontology annotation, molecular function: 3'-5' exonuclease activity; nucleic acid binding. The transcript has a single exon. Gene Ontology annotation, biological process: nucleobase-containing compound metabolic process.
AUGGCUAUUUCAGAUGAAGUUCCAUGCACAAUUACAAACUGCAAGCACACUGUUGUAUAUGGGAAUAAUAACUAUAAAAAGCUUCAGAAUUGGGUAAAAGAUGCACUUUACAGAAUGGAUUUCGAAAAGAAAGUAAUUAUUGCACUUGACUGUGAGGGUUACUGUUUAGGAUCUAGACCAAACUCUCUCGGAUUAAUUCAAUUCGCAGAAUGUUUCACAAGUGACUUUUUCGAAAAAGAUUUCGUUCCAGAUCAUAUAUCUAUCAAUUUAAAGAAUGGAUUUCUAAUUAAAGCUCCAUUCUCUAAUGGUGUCAAAAAGUUACUAUCAGCAGUUUUUAGUCAUCCAAAUCUUUACAUAAUUAUGUAUGAUUUCACAUCAGAUUUAACAGCAAUUACUCAGGCAGGGAUUAAGGUAAAUAAGAGAAAUAUAGUUGACGGUCAAGCAAUCCAAUAUUUCGAAGAUGGGACAAAAUAUUUCGGUAGAAAGGUCACAAAGAGUUUGAAAACAGCAUGCCAGUGUGCAACAAACUGUGUUGAGUUCAGUAAAGCUAAAUUUGCACUAGAAUAUAAAGAUACAGUUCCUUUUUCAAAGCAUGCUUAUGAAUUACAAAAUGAAAAAGAUCCAUUUUCUAAAAUGUGUACAAAUGAGUUCUUACGUUAUUCUAGCGAUGAUAUUGCAUUGACUGCUAUUGCAUUAGUUUCAGCACUUAGAUUUGUUACCCCUGGACAAAUUUUAGUUAAUUCUCAGAAGAAAGUCGAAGGUUAUAAGCAGUUAGUAGAUAGAGUAAAUAACGAAAUGGGAGCUGUGUUGAAGCGUCAGUUCUCUUUCGUGCCCCGUAUUGGUUCGGAUUUCGAUGAUGUCCAGCAUUAUUAUGAUUUAUGGUUGUCAAUUACGAAUAUUUUGAACAACUAUGAUAUGUAUCAGAGUAUUGUUAAGAAAGGAAAGCAAUACGAUAGAGAACAUUUAGAAAAAGAGAAAAAUAGAGUCAUUUCUGUAAUUAAAUCGAGAACAAAUCCUCUUAGUUGCAUCAUUAAUCAAUGUAAGUGUCAGAAACAAAACAUCUCAAUUACAUUAGGAAAGGGAGGAUUAUUUCUCACAACAGGUAAUGGCUCUGAAUAUUCAUUGCGUGUUCGUGAAGUAUAA